AAUUUGAACUCACAUCCAUCACCCUGCAUUGUGAUGAGAAAAGAAAUGGGUCCCCUUCUAAGCCAUCUCCGUCGGCCGUUUUAUAUGAUCCGUGUGUAAUCCCUAGUAUCACGCUAUACUCUCAAGUAUAAAUAGGUUUGCACCUUGAACAAUCCCCAUCUGCUUAUUUAGAGACAGAGUGAGAGAGGAGCUUGGGUGUUCAGAAACCAUGGCGAUAACUCUCAACAAUGGGUUUAAGAUGCCAAUUAUUGGUCUUGGAGUUUGGAGGAUGGAGAAAAACUUGAUCAGAGACCUGCUGCUUAAUGCCAUCAAGUUGGGUUAUCGUCAUUUCGACUGUGCCGCUGAUUACGGAAACGAAGCAGAAGUUGGAGAAGUUCUCUCGGAGGCCUUGCGCUCAGGCCUGGUGAAAAGGGAAGACUUGUUUAUUACCACCAAGCUAUGGAAUUCGGAUCAUGGGCAUAUUCUUGAAGCAUGUAAGGAUAGCUUGAAGAAACUUAAGCUGGAAUAUUUGGAUUUGUACCUUGUUCACUUCCCUAUAGCAACACGGCAUACAGGAGUGGGGACAACUGACAGUGCCUUAGGUGAGGAUGGCGUGUUGGAUAUAGACACCACAAUUUCUCUCGAAACCACCUGGCAUGCAAUGGAAGAUCUAGUUUCCAAAGGACUGGUCCGCAGCAUUGAGUUUUCCUGUCUCCUGAGACAGGAUCUUUCCAAGAAGUAUGACAAGUCUCCGGCACAGAUAGCCCUUCGAUGGGGCAUCCAGAGGAACACCGUCGUCAUUCCAAAGUCAUCGAGGAUGGAGCGACUCAAGGAAAAUUUUGACGUGCUCGAUUUUGAAUUAUCCGACGAGGACAUGGAUUUGAUCAAGAAGAUGGAUCGCAGGUAUCGGACCAACACUCCUGCAAAGUUUUGGGGCAUAGAUUUCUAUGCUUAGUUCCAAUUUGCAAAUUUCUAUUUGAAUUGGCCAGUGUCGAGAAAAAUAUGUAGUGAUUCAACUAUUGAAGAAUCACGAUGCAUGGUUAAUAUCCUGAUUUUGAUAAGAAACUUAUGAAUGAAUCAGUUUGAUGAAACAGGGCUAAUAUGCUGUAUAUUUCUGUAAGAAACCUGUGAAUAAAUCAGAUUGAUGGAUCAAGGAUGGAUUCUGUCUC
This is a messenger RNA of Amborella trichopoda, 1148 nucleotides long. NCBI's taxonomy places the organism in Eukaryota, Viridiplantae, Streptophyta, Magnoliopsida, Amborellales, Amborellaceae. The record is from RefSeq and is a predicted model, not a curated record.